AUUUUAUAUCUAUACAUGCUAAAAUUCAUUUACAAACGGUGCUAGAAAAUUCCCAAAAAAUUAAAUAAAUUUGGGCAUUAGGCAUAUGACACACUUGCGCAAGGCGCGAUCAAAUUUCUAGUACAUUUAUACAUACAUUAUUUGCCGUUGCAGAAGUGGCAAGCCUGCUUCCCGGCUAAAUGGCUGCAGCUGCCGCACGUUUACACCUCCUGUAUCCCUCUCCGAUCAACAAAUCGCCGAUACUCAUAUCUGGAUUGCGUCACUCCUUGAGGCUUUUCUCCCCCGUGAACGCCAAAAUCCGCUCCGCACACCUCCACAUAUUCUCCAGCACUACGCCACAGUGCCCCCCCUUAUCUGACGCAGUUCCGGAAGCUUUGGUGACUUCUGAAUCGAGUUCAUCCAUAGUUGGUGACCUUCUGGAUUACCUCAAUGAGUCAUGGACUCAAUUCCAUGCUACAGCGGAAGCAAAGAGACAACUAAUUGCUGCUGGGUUCCAUUUGUUAAAUGAGAAUGAGGAGUGGGACCUCAAGGCCGGUGAACGCUACUUCUUUACUCGGAAUAUGUCCUCUCUGGUUGCCUUUGCCAUUGGGAAAAAGUAUUCAGUUGGAAAUGGAUUUCAUAUAAUUGCAGCACAUACCGAUAGCCCAUGUAUGAAGCUGAAGCCAAUUUCAGCAUCAUACAAAUCUGGCUACCUUAUGGUCAAUGUGCAAACGUAUGGUGGCGGUUUAUGGCAUACUUGGUUUGAUAGAGAUCUUACUGUAGCCGGGAGGGUCAUUUUAAGAGCAGAUGAUGGUUCCUUCUUGCAUAGGCUUGUCAAAGUGAAGCGACCUCUCUUGCGAGUACCAACUUUAGCUAUUCAUCUAAACCGCAAUGUGAAUCAGGAUGGAUUCAAGCCGAAUCUUGAGACUCACCUGGUGCCACUGUUAGCAACAAACCCUGAGAGUGUUUCUGAUAAGACUUCAGGAAAAACUAAUGCAUCAUCCUCAAAAGAUGUGCACCAUCAACUUCUUCUGCAGAUCUUGUCUGACGAAUUGGGCUGUAAGGUUGGUGAUAUAGCCAGUAUUGAGUUAAAUAUUUGUGAUACCCAACCCAGCUGCCUUGGAGGUGCAAAUAACGAAUUCAUAUUCUCUGGAAGACUAGAUAAUCUUGCGUCAAGUUUUUGCUCAUUGAGGGCUCUUGUAGAUUCAUGCUCUUCUCUUGAAGAUUUGGUAAAUGAGCACAAAAUCCGAAUGGUAGCACUUUUUGAUAAUGAAGAGGUGGGAUCAGAUUCAUAUCAAGGAGCUGGAGCACCAACUAUGUUUGAGGCCAUGAGACGAAUAACUGAUUGCUUAGGUCAUCAUUCUGUUGGAGAAUCUACCUUUGCUCGUUCAAUCCGCGAUUCCUUUCUUGUGUCUGCUGACAUGGCUCACGGAGUUCAUCCAAAUUUUACUGAAAAGCAUGAAGAGCACCACCAUCCAGAUUUACAGAAAGGUCUUGUUAUAAAGCACAAUGCAAAUCAGCGAUAUGCAACAAGUGGAGUUACAUCUCUUCUUUUCAAAGAAGUUGCGAGAAUCCACAACCUUCCCACUCAGGAUUUCGUGGCGAGGAAUGAUAUGGGGUGUGGAUCAACUAUAGGUCCCAUACUUGCUUCACGGGUUGGUAUUCGCACUGUUGAUUGCGGCAUUGCUCAGCUAUCCAUGCAUAGUGUACGAGAGAUAUGCGGAAAGGAAGAUAUUGAUAAUGCAUACAAACACUUUAAGGCAUUCUAUCAGACAUUCUCAAGCAUUGAUAGAAAGCUGAAUGUGGAUGCUAUGGACCAUUCGUGAAUGAGAAGGAUCCGUGCCGCUUGCAGUAAUGGAGGGGCUCAACACACAACACAUGUUGCCUUAUCUUUGUUCCCUAAUGGCUUUCGUAUUAGUCUUUACAGUCCUUAAUUCAGACUUUGAUUUCGUCUUCGAUCUUGAGUAGUUCUUGUAAUAGCUAUAUAAGAGUCAUAACUUUGCAAUAAAAAACGUCUUUGGAGAAUAAAAAUGGUCAACAUCAACAGCAUAGCCAAAUACCUUCUCUACCUAAGGUGAGAAGGCUUGGUUAGUUACCCAAAACUACCAUUGCUUGUGUACUUCAUCUUGUGAUGUUUCUAAAAGACCUUUGAAUGAUAUCUUUCUUGUACCUUGACGCUUAACAUUUAACAAUUUCAUAUGGUAUCCAGGGAGAAUGGGAUAUAGGUAGCAAUAACACAACGUCACAACUACCGAC
Cuscuta epithymum is the source of this 2235-nucleotide messenger RNA. The record is from the annotation of a GenBank genome assembly. Lineage: Eukaryota; Viridiplantae; Streptophyta; Magnoliopsida; Solanales; Convolvulaceae.